Molecule: messenger RNA, 1670 nt
Organism: Andrographis paniculata
Lineage: Eukaryota; Viridiplantae; Streptophyta; Magnoliopsida; Lamiales; Acanthaceae
Product: putative box C/D snoRNA protein SPCC613.07
Exons: 5
Coding region: 104-1360 (418 amino acids)
Biological process (GO): snoRNA localization; box C/D snoRNP assembly; maturation of LSU-rRNA from tricistronic rRNA transcript (SSU-rRNA, 5.8S rRNA, LSU-rRNA)
Cellular component (GO): pre-snoRNP complex; nucleus
Source: RefSeq, a predicted model, not a curated record
AUCUGAUUCUUUACAAAACCCUAACCCCUGAAUUCUCCUUCAACGCGGGCCUCCAUUCCAUUCCAGGCCCCCGCUUCUCUGUGGUGCUCGAACCAGAACUUCCAUGGAGGAAAACCCAGAGGCUGCUGCUCCUUCAAAGCCAAAGCCAGUCAACCUAUGCGGGGAGUGCAAUAUUAACCCCUCAAAGUACAAGUGCCCGGGCUGUUCUAUCCGCUCGUGUAGCCUCCCUUGCGUCAAUUCCCACAAGCAGCGCACUGGUUGCACCGGGAAAAGGUCCUUCACCAAGGUCGUUCCGACGUCACAAUUUGAUGAUAAUCUCCUCCUUUCAGAUUACAACUUGCUUGAGGAUGUGAAGCGAUUUACUGAUUCUGCUCAGAGGAUGAGAGUUAAAUUAUGUGGUUAUCCUCGUUUCAAGCUUCCGUAUCCCCUCAAAAGUCUUCAAAAUGCUGCUGGAAGUCGCAGGACAAAACUGAUGAUUCUUUCAAAUGGAAUGUCAAAGAGACAGAUUAACCGUACUCGUUACAACAACAGGGAUAAAUACAUAUCUUGGACCAUUGAGUGGCGGUUUCAUUCCACUGACGUUGUAUUGCUCGAUCAUGGAGUACACGAGAAUUCAACUAUGUCGUAUGUGAUUGAGAAACAUCUAAAGCCUAGUCCUUGGAAUCACAAAUUGAGGCAAUUCUGCGACCAGGCCCUGGAUUCCUUGAAAUUCUUCAUUCGCAAAUAUCCAACGGGACCAAAAUCACCUUUUUUCCGGCUAAACAUUAGGGCACCAAUUCGUCAACAAUUGGCUAACAUAACCGUCUUGGAGUACCCGGUAAUCCAUGUCUUUCUACCUUCACAUAAAUGUGAUUUUGACAUAAUCAACGAUUGGAAUACAAGUAAGGCAGAGAUUCGAGAGCCAGUUCACCUCGAUCAACCAAGUCCUAAAGGCGUUGUAUUUAAGGAGGAAGAAAUUGAAGAUGAUGAAUCUUUAGAUCCUUGCAUUUCAGAUCUCAAGAACCUUGAGAAAAACGAAUCCAAGAGUGCAUCAAAAGAGCCGGCGCAAAGCCCCCCGCCUGCUGGAAAGACAAACCAGACUGGAUCAGUUACUCAUGGCAAUACACUCAUCGCAAGAUCUGAAGAUAAUACUAUAGGCCACGAUAUUGAGCAGCUGCUAGCUGAUAUUCCCGACUUGGAUUUUGAUUUUGACUUUGAUUUUGAUUUCGAAUCAUCUCUAGUGGAUGUCUAUGACCUUACGGCGGAGACAAGCUCCACUGACUUUCUUGAUUUCAACGGGGUGUCAGCUAAUCAAAAGGAUCUAGAUCGCAAUGAUUGUCCCAUGAUUGAUGAAGAACUCGAGGAAGGGGAGAUCGCAUAAGUAGCUUGUUUCCCAACAUAGAAAGGUUUCCACAGAGACACGGCCUCGGAUGAUAUCGGCAUUUGUCCGGUUUCGAUUUUCGACAGUUUCCCAACAUAGAAAGGUACCUCCAUCUCCUGAUUUCAUCUCUCUUUUCUGCAAAACAUCAUAAAGAUUUGAUAUUUAUCUGUUAAUAUUUGGCUGAGAUUCUAUUUUGGGAAUUUCCAGCUACAAUUUUGCCAGCCAUUGUAGAUGUAGAUGAAGUGUGUUAUUUGUGAUAUUUGAGAAUUUUUAAAUUGUUAAUUAAUUUCAGGUAAGAGUUAUGUCUUCA